AUGGUAGAGUUGAUCUUAGCACCUGAACAAGGGAAUGAGCUGCACCAUUUAACACCUGAACAAGGGAAUGAGCUGCACCAUUUAACACCUGAACAAGGGAAUGAGCUGCACCAUUUAACACCUGAACAAGGGAAUGAGCUGCACCAUUUAACACCUGAACAAGGGAAUGAGCUGCACCAUUUAACACCUGAACAAGGGAAUGAGCUGCACCAUUUAACACCUGAACAAGGGAAUGAGCUGCACCAUUUAACACCUGAACAAGGGAAUGAGCUGCACCAUUUAACACCUGAACAAGGGAAUGAGCUGCACCAUUUAACACCUGAACAAGGGAAUGAGCUGCACCAUUUAACACCUGAACAAGGGAAUGAGCUGCACCAUUUAACACCUGAACAAGGGAAUGAGCUGCACCAUUUAACACCUGAACAAGGGAAUGAGCUGCACCAUUUAACACCUGAACAAGGGAAUGAGCUGCACCAUUUAACAGUUGAACAAGGGAAUGAGCUGCACCAUUUAACACCUGAACAAGGGAAUGAGCUGCACCAUUUAACACCUGAACAAGGGAAUGAGCUGCACCAUUUAGCACUUGAACAAGGGGAUGAGCUGCACCAUUUAGCACCUGAACAAGGGAAUGAGCUGCACCAUUUAACACCUGAACAAGGGGAUGAGCUGCACCAUUUAGCACUUGAACAAGGGGAUGAGCUGCACCAUUUAACACCUGAACAAGGGAAUGACAACACAUUAAACAUUCCACCAAACUCAACAUUGUCAUCACUUUGA
This is a messenger RNA of Procambarus clarkii (red swamp crayfish), 777 nucleotides long. NCBI's taxonomy places the organism in Eukaryota, Metazoa, Arthropoda, Malacostraca, Decapoda, Cambaridae. The record is from RefSeq and is a predicted model, not a curated record.